AAGAAAAGGAAGGAAGGAAGGAAGAAAAGAAAGAAAGAAAGAGAAAAAACCCUUUGGGCUCACGAGACAACGCUCUUCCUGAGAACUCAGCGCAGUCAAGUGGAAAAAAAUUGCAAACCCCUCCUAUUGGGGAGCCCUUUUUCCAAGCCAGCCCAGUUCCUCUGAGCAUGAACAGAGUGCUGCAGGGGGCGCUAGGGCUGCUGCCACUGGGAGUGGGUGGCUCCUGGCAUCCGGCUGACCUGGCUGACCUGUAAAUCCGCCAGGGGCUGGAGGAGCCCGGCCUCCCUCCCGUCUCACUGCUUCUAAACUUAGACUCGGAUUAGGACAGUGACGGGGCAAGGGGCCACGAGACGCAGGUGCCCUUCGCCUGGGCUCGGAGGCAGCAGCCGGCUGACUGCUCAGCUGUGUGUCCUGCCACAGGGGCCUGGGGGGUCCCCUCCUGCUCCCCCCCCAUCCAGGAGAUGGGGAUGGGCCCAGCCCUGGCCAGGGGGCCCUCCUGGUGCCCCCAGUGAGAGUCGGGGAGGCGGCAGCAUGUGGGGGCAGCCCAAGGCGGCCCUGCCGGGCUGGCUCUUCCCCCGCCUGGGGGGGGCCUGGCAGAGGGUCCAGGCCUUCUGGAGGAAGAACGGGCUGCUGACCCUCUCCAUCCUCUCCGUGGUGACCGGCUGCCUGGUGGGCUUCCUGCUCCGGUUGCUGGAGCUCUCCCAUCUGGAGAAGCAGUACUUUGCCUUCCCCGGAGAACUCCUGAUGAGGAUGUUGAAGAUGCUAAUUUUGCCGCUCAUCACCUCCAGCUUGAUGUCCGGCUUGGCCACCAUGGAUUCCCGGGUCUGUGGCAAGAUGGGCCUGCUGACCAUCACCUACUACCUUUGGACCACCUUCAUGGCCGUCAGCACCGGCAUCGUGCUGGUCCUCAGCAUCCACCCCGGAGCGGCUGCCCAGAAGGAGGAGCACUCGGUGGGCAAAAUGGUGCUCAGCUCGGCCGACGCUCUGCUGGACCUCAUCAGAAAUAUGUUUCCUUCCAACCUGGUGGAGGCUUCCUUCCAGCAGUACCGGACUGUCAUGGUCCCCGUGGUGAAAUCCCCCGGGAUCCCGAAUAAGGCCAGCACGUCCUUCAGCUUCAUUUACUUGGUGCCCGAUCCGGGGAACCCAGAGAUCCAGCGUCCGGUCCUGCUGGAGAUCACGCCCUCGCCGGAAAUGAUCUACCAAGCCCUUCCUGGCAGCAACAACGAAAUGAACGUCUUGGGCAUCGUCCUCUUCUCGGCCACGGUCGGCCUCCUCCUGGGGAAGAUGGGGGAGCGUGGGGCCCCCCUGGUUAACGUGUGCCAGUGCCUGAACGAGGCUGUGAUGAAGAUCGUGGCCAUGGCGACGUGGUACUUCCCUUUUGGGAUCGUCUUCUUGAUCGCCGGGAAGAUCCUGGAGAUGGAAAACCCGGCGCUGACUGGCAAGAAACUGGGCCUCUACGCCAUGACGGUGGUGACCGGGCUGGCCAUCCAUGCCCUUUUCUUCCUGCCCCUCCUGUUCCUCAUCUUGACCCGGAAAAACCCCUUCCCCUUCAUCCGGGGAAUCCUCCAAGCCCUGCUCAUCGCCCUGGCCACUUCCUCCAGCUCAGCCACGCUGCCCAUCACCCUGCGGUGUCUUCUGGAGAACAACCGGAUCGACAAACGGAUCGUCCGCUUCAUCCUCCCGGUCGGAGCCACGAUCAACAUGGACGGGACGGCGCUCUACGAGGCAGUGGCCGCCAUCUUCAUCGCCCAGGUGAACGAGUACGACCUCGACCUGGGACAGCUCAUCACUAUCAGCAUCACUGCCACGGCCGCCAGCAUCGGGGCUGCCGGGAUCCCCCAGUCAGGCCUGGUCACCAUGGUCAUCGUGCUCACCUCCGUCGGCCUCCCCACUGAGGACAUCACACUGAUCAUCGCCAUUGACUGGGCCCUGGACCGCUUGCGCACCAUGACCAACGUCCUGGGUGACGCGCUGGCCGCGGGAAUCAUAGCUCACAUCUUCCGGAAGGAGUUCGCCCCGAAGGAUUCUGUGAACGAGGGGCUGGUCUGGGCCGAGACUGCCUCUCCUCCUCCUCAGGACCCCGUGGGGCAGGCGAUGGAGGAGGCCCCGCCUGGACAGAACGGUCACUGCAUCUGUGAGGUGUGAAGGCCGCAGUUUCCGCCAUCACCACCCCCCGCGACAACAUCCAGGGGGCCGGUGCCAUGGACUCUCCGGGACCCCCACGCAGGAGCCCCGAAAAGGAAGAGCGAGGAAAGACACCCACCCACCCAUCCCUGGCUCCACUCAGCCUGAUCCUCUCUGGAAAUCCCUUUCCAGGGGUUCUCAACCUUGGCAACUU
Molecule: messenger RNA, 2338 nt
Organism: Crotalus tigris (Tiger rattlesnake)
Lineage: Eukaryota; Metazoa; Chordata; Lepidosauria; Squamata; Viperidae
Product: excitatory amino acid transporter 5-like
Exons: 11
Coding region: 532-2145 (537 amino acids)
Biological process (GO): L-glutamate transmembrane transport
Cellular component (GO): plasma membrane
Molecular function (GO): L-glutamate transmembrane transporter activity; neutral L-amino acid transmembrane transporter activity; glutamate:sodium symporter activity
Source: RefSeq, a predicted model, not a curated record